UAAAGCGAUAACGCUCUCCUUUCAAUGAGACACGAUAGACUAAAUAGGAACUUGCACGGAUUUACGCCUUUAAUUUAUUCAUUAUAUGAAGUUAGAUUUUUACUAGUAGCUUCACAAACUUGUUUGUAUUUUCACACGUAAUUCUAGUGAGGAAAACAAGUUGCGAAUAGAUCGUGAAGUUAGUCUUCAAGAGUUUUGAAUAAGGAAAUCGUUUUAGGCUAACGUAAUGUAGCAAGCUAAUCUCAUUUAUCCAUUCGUUAACUCGGCUAUCAUUUCACAGAGAGUUAUAACCCCUACAUAAAGGUAUGACCGAGUACAAACUUGUGGUGGUUGGGGCAGGAGGUGUGGGGAAGAGCGCUCUCACCAUCCAGCUCAUCCAGAACCACUUCGUAGAUGAAUACGAUCCAACCAUCGAGGACUCGUACAGAAAACAGGUGGUGAUUGACGGAGAGACUUGUCUGUUGGACAUCCUGGACACUGCAGGUCAGGAGGAGUACAGCGCCAUGAGGGACCAGUAUAUGAGGACAGGAGAAGGUUUCCUCUGUGUGUUUGCAAUCAACAACAUCAAAUCCUUUGAGGACGUUCACCUCUACAGAGAGCAGAUCAACAGGGUGAAGGACAGUGACAGUGUUCCUAUGGUGCUGGUGGGCAAUAAGAGCGACCUGGGUACCCGCGCGGUGGAGUCGCGGCAGGCGCAGGAGCUGGCACGAAGCUACGGAGUACCAUUUGUCGAGACUUCUGCCAAAACCAGACAGGGUGUGGAGGAAGCUUUCUAUUCGCUGGUACGGGAGAUUAGAAGAUAUAAGGAGACCAACCGCAGCAACAAGAAGAGCAAGAAAAACACUCAGAGACGUUGCGCAAUACUAUAGCAAACCACACACACCAGCACAUCUCUUACAGCACUUGUUUCACGCUCACGCUCACACACACUGCACCCCCUCUGUCGUGUUGGAGAUGUCCAGCACAGCUCCAGACAGGGAAGCAGACAUGGCAAAAUCCAUUUUUUUAUGCUGUCACAGUUUCCACUUACAGUAUAUGCCAUUUAUUCAUCCAAUGUGCAGUGUCUGUUUAACGCUGUGAAUUCAGUUUGCUUUGUUCAGUAGCCAAAUAACUAGAAACUGCAGUUGUAAAAUGACUUUUUUUUUGGGGGUUAAGGUCAGCAUUUGUGCAAACUUAAUUGCAGUCUGUGGUACAAAUAUUGGAUUUGACUGUAAAGAUGAUUACCUUUUUUUU
Molecule: messenger RNA, 1233 nt
Organism: Etheostoma cragini (Arkansas darter)
Lineage: Eukaryota; Metazoa; Chordata; Actinopteri; Perciformes; Percidae
Exons: 5
Coding region: 306-869 (187 amino acids)
Biological process (GO): Ras protein signal transduction
Cellular component (GO): plasma membrane
Molecular function (GO): GTPase activity; GDP binding; GTP binding
Source: RefSeq, a predicted model, not a curated record